This is a messenger RNA of Histoplasma capsulatum G186AR, 348 nucleotides long. RefSeq lists its product as uncharacterized. Lineage: Eukaryota; Fungi; Ascomycota; Eurotiomycetes; Onygenales; Ajellomycetaceae. The record is from RefSeq and is a predicted model, not a curated record. The transcript has 2 exons. Bases 1 to 348 code for a protein of 115 amino acids.
AUGAGACCAGGCAUCCGCACACAUAAUCCUCGCAAAAGUAGAAUGAGAGCUGUGUUCACGAUCUGCUCAUCUUUAACCAAGGGCAACAACUUUGCCUCAUCACUGGUUACCGGCAUCUUGACAGAACCACAACUUCUUGGAGCUUCGGUCCCUAGUAAUCCUCAUAUUAAGGAAUCAUUCCAGGUUUCCCAUCUGUCGAAACUCGUACAUAUUCUUGGCAUCUGUGAUCAGUUGAUCCUUUUCUUCCACAUCAUGUGGAUGAAAUACAACUGUAUCAUCAACAUAGAAGAGGAUUAUCCGGCCGUUGGUGAACAGGCAUUUAUCUUCAGAGACCGGAACACAGCCUAA